AUGGAAAUCAGUGGACGAUUAGCUGAUAGCUGCUCAAGCUAUUGCAAAAUGACCGAGAACUUCAAACUGCUUGAUCUCAGCAGCUCACCCCAGAAACCUGCUCUUUCCUGUUUAGGACAGUCAAAUGGCAGUACAAAAUCAGUAUAUGCUUCCACGAUGUCAUCACCAUCAAAACAACUACAGGUGUCUACAAUUGAGACAUCGUUGAGUCAUGUCAAGCAUGCAUCUCUGUUUCAGGAACUUUUUGAAUUUGGUGCCGAUGAUUGUGGCCAAAUUAUCAUGUUUCCCGAUUACUUCAGCAAAGAUGAAAAGGUGAUGGUGCAGGAGGUAGCCCAAGGAUUACACUUGGGCUGCCAAGUUGGUGAAAAAUGCAUUGCAGUGUACAAAAUCUUCGGUGGACACUAUCACCAAAGUCAACUACAGCGCUUGCAUUCAGCUUCGCCUGCAAAUGUCAUUAUUGCAGCCGAUGAUGUGUACGUCGAUGUAAAUGAGCUGGCUCAACAAGGCAAAGACGGUUUCAUCGCAAAGUUAAGGCUACAGCGUAUGAGUUCUAGAAGUGGCAUACGCCGCAACAUGCUUUGGGACGUAGCAGUGUUGAGCACAACGGCCGAUGGUUUUGCAGACCGUGUAAGUGAGGGUGAAGGUGGUGUUUAUGCAGUGCAGUCUCGAUCUAGCGGUCAGAAACUUGCGCUUUUUAAGCCUGUUGAGGAGGAAAGAUUCGUUCGAGAAGGUCUUUAUGCAGGUGAAGGGGCUGUUCGUGAGGAAGCAGCCUACGUGCUUGAUUCACGGAGCAAUGGCUUUAGUGGAGUACCACCUACAGCUGUUGCACAAUUGCGACUAUCUAGUGUGGGUCGAGCCAAACAAGGCGCUGUUCAACGUUUUAUGUCAACUAAUAUCGGAAGCAUGGAGUGCUUUGGUAUGCCCUUCGACCUUGAGAAAGCUUGCGAGUUUGCUUCGGUAGAACAGAUUCACCGCAUUGCUUUAUUAGACAUACGUGUGUUUAAUACGGACCGACAUCCAGGCAAUAUCCUGCUGAUUGGCGAAAAGAAGCCUUACACGAUGGUACCAAUCGAUCACGGAUGUAUCCUCCCAAGUUGGUUUCAUCUGUCCGAAGCAUGUUUUGACUGGCUUAAGUACCCGCAAAUUCGUGAACCUCUUUCAAAUACGGCCUUGCAGUACAUCGAAUCACUUGACGCCGAAAAAGAUGCUAAACUUUUGCGCGUGUUGGGUAUUCGCGAAGAGUGCGUGAUCACACUUAAGAUUUGCUCACUCUUUUUAAAAUUGGCAGCUACGAAUGGUAAGACGCUGUACUGGAUGGGAAAUUAUAUGACACGUGACGGUUGCUUCCAGCAGCCUUCACGUCUUGAGCUUGCUAUACAAGGUGCAUGCAAAUGCGUCGGUAUUCCAUACACGUUCAAGCUCAAUGAAUUUGACGAACAGCAUGGUGACAUCGAAAUAGGUGUGCUCAGUCGACGUCCGCCUAACGAAUUUUUCCUCGCGCUUGAGAAUUUGUUGCUAGAUGCAGUCAAGACUGAAAAUUUUUGA
Messenger RNA from Plasmopara halstedii, 1545 nucleotides. RefSeq names its product Sporangia induced phosphatidyl inositol kinase (PIK-E1). The record is from RefSeq and is a predicted model, not a curated record. NCBI's taxonomy places the organism in Eukaryota, Oomycota, Peronosporomycetes, Peronosporales, Peronosporaceae. The coding region runs from base 1 to 1545 and encodes 514 amino acids. The transcript has a single exon.